Messenger RNA from Mercurialis annua (annual mercury), 5240 nucleotides. Its product is annotated as ABC transporter C family member 10-like. Gene Ontology annotation, molecular function: ABC-type transporter activity; ATP hydrolysis activity; ATP binding. The transcript is spliced from 13 exons. Bases 356 to 4888 code for a protein of 1510 amino acids. NCBI's taxonomy places the organism in Eukaryota, Viridiplantae, Streptophyta, Magnoliopsida, Malpighiales, Euphorbiaceae. Gene Ontology annotation, biological process: transmembrane transport. The record is from RefSeq and is a predicted model, not a curated record. Gene Ontology annotation, cellular component: vacuolar membrane; plant-type vacuole.
AAUGCCACUGCGUAUCAAACAUUUAAGUGUUAUUGAAGUAUAUUUGAAACAUAACACGCUGAAAAUGAAAGUACCAAGGGUGCAAAUACUAAAUAGUGCUCGGAUUUUAUUUUUUUUGAUCUAGGAGGGCUGGCUAAGGCCAGAAUUACAGGUUCCUGCACAUACGGGGUAGAGAAACUCCCAAGAGGUCUUCCAUGACGUAACCUCGGACAUUGUCCGGAGCUUGACUGUAAACAUAGGACCCAACAGGGUGAGUAAACCCGAGACAUGCCAUGAAAUCUGCACUCCUGUUACCUUCCCUGUAGGCUUGCUGUUUUUGUAAAUGUGCAUGUAAGAGAGUGAGAAAGAAGACCCGAUGAGCAGCAAAAACUUCUCUUCGUCUGCAUGUUUGACACCAGGCUCUAUAAACCAGGAUCCGGCACUAGUCCAUCAUCAUGCCCAGUCAGGAGAGGUAAGAGAGAAGAAACAAGUUAUGGAGGAUUUAUGGACACUAUUUUGUGGGGAUUCUGGAAGAUUAAAGAUAAAUGAAGGGCCACUGAGGUUAGAUAUUUUCAGUCAGCCUAAUUCAUGUGUCAAUCUUGCCUUGAUGAUUUUGCUGGAUUUCUUGCUUUUGAUCAUACUUCUAUUCAUCUCAAUAAAAAAAUCACGGACUGAAAUUCCACCUCGAUUACGGGGCGUUUCGAGUUUGCAGAUAAGCUCUGCCAUCUUUAAUGGCUGUCUUGGACUGGUGUACUUAUGCUUAGCCAUAUGGACUUUAGAAGAGAAUUUGAGGAAAACUCGAACUGCCUUACCCUUAGGCAGGUGGUUACUUAUGUUCUUACAAGGGUUCACAUCUUUGUCAGUUGGUCUAACCGUAAGUCUUCGAGGGAGACAUUUCGGGAGAACUCCGUUGCGGUUACUGGCUGUUCUUGCAUUCUUGGUUUCUGGAAUUGUAUGUGCUUUUUCCGUCUUUGCUGUCAUUUUAGGCAAUGGAGUAUCAGUUAAGGUGGCUUUGGAUAUUGUGUCUUUUCCAGCAGCAAUACUAUUGCUGUUUUGUGCUUGUAAGAGCUAUAAACAGGAUGAGAUUGAUGACAACCAAAAUGGCCUUUAUGCUCCUUUAAAUGGCGAUCAGGCCAGCAGCGUUAAUAAAUCUGAUCAAGCUACUCCAUUUGCUAAAGCAGGAGUUUUCAGUAACAUGUCAUUUUGGUGGUUGAACCCACUGAUGAAAAAGGGCAAAGAAAAGACUCUUGAGGAUGAAGAUAUGCCAAAGUUGCGUCGAGCAGAUCAAGCAAAAAGCUGUUAUGCGCAGUUCUUAGAGCAAGUCAACAAGCAAGAACAAGCUAAAUCAUCCUCUCAACCCUCACUACUGAGGACAAUUGUAUCAUGCCACUCGAACGAAAUUUUUGUUUCGGGUUCCUUCGCGUUACUAAAGAUACUUACUCUGUCAGCAGGUCCUAUGCUUCUUAAUAAUUUCAUUUUGGCUGCAGAAGGAAAAUCAGGUUUUAAAUACGAAGGCUAUAUAUUAGCCUUAGCACUUUUCAUCUUAAAAAUCUUAGGGUCAUUAUCACAACAGCAAUGGAAUUUUCGGUCCAGGCUCAUCGGUUUGAAGGUCAGAUCCUUGCUCACGGCUGCAAUAUAUAGGAAACAAUUGAGGCUAUCAAAUGCUGGUAGAUUGAUGCACUCAGGCAGUGAGAUAAUGAACUAUGUCACAGUAGAUGCUUAUAGAAUUGGCGAAUUUCCCUUUUGGUUUCAUCAGACUUGGACAACAAGCCUCCAGCUCUGCAUCUCUUUGGUCAUUUUGUUCAAUGCGGUAGGGCUAGCAACAGUUGCAGCUUUGGUAGUUCUUAUAAUCACCGCGCUCUGCAAUAUACCGCUCGCAAAGUUGCAGCAUAAAUAUCAGUCUAAGCUUAUGGUGGCACAAGAUAAAAGAUUAAAGGCCUGCACUGAAGCUUUAGUUAAUAUGAAGGUGUUGAAAUUGUAUGCAUGGGAAAAACAUUUCAAGAAUGUUAUAGAAGAUUUAAGGAAAGUUGAGUAUAAAUGGUUAUCAGCAGUACAAUUGCGAAGAGCAUAUAACGGUUUACUUUUUUGGUGUUCUCCUCUGUUGGUCUCUACUGCUACAUUUGGUGCAUGUUAUUUCCUCAAUGUUCCUCUUCAUGCUAAUAAUGUUUUCACUUUUAUCGCCACUUUACAGCUUGUGCAAGAUCCGAUUCGAACUAUACCUGAUGUUAUUGGAGUUGUUAUUCAAGCAAAGGUUGCCUUUGCGCGAAUUGUGAAGUAUCUAGAUGCACCAGAAUUGCAGAAUGGAAAUGUUCGACAGAAGCAAUAUAUAAAGAAUGCAAACCAUGCCGUUUCAAUUGAGUCUGCCAAUUUUUCAUGGGAAGAGAAGUCAUCAAAACCCACACUCAGAAAUGUAAACUUGGAGAUUAGACCGGGCGACAAAUUGGCUGUCUGCGGAGAAGUUGGCUCAGGCAAAUCGUCACUUCUAGCUGCAAUUCUUGGAGAAGUUCCAAAGACACAGGGAACUAUUAAGGUUUAUGGGAGGAUUGCCUAUGUUUCGCAAACAGCUUGGAUACAGAGUGGAACAGUAAGGGAAAAUAUAUUAUUUGGCUCUGCUAUUGAUAUCCAACGAUACCACGACACACUCGAGAGGUGUUCUCUGGUGAAGGACCUUGACUUGCUUCCUCAUGGUGAUCUUACGGAAAUAGGGGAAAGAGGAGUCAAUCUGAGUGGCGGUCAAAAGCAGCGUAUUCAACUUGCCCGGGCUCUCUAUAAGGAUGCUGACAUUUAUCUCUUGGAUGAUCCUUUCAGUGCGGUUGAUGCACAAACUGCCAUGAGCUUGUUUAAUGAAUAUAUCAUGGGGGCACUUGCAAGGAAGACAGUCUUACUUGUGACACAUCAAGUUGAUUUCCUGCCUGCAUUUGAUUCUGUUCUGUUGAUGUCAGAUGGGGACAUCCUGCGAUCAGCUUCUUAUCAUCAGCUGUUGGCCUCGAGCCAAGAAUUUCAGGACCUUGUCAAUGCUCACAAAGAGACGGCAGGUUCCAAAAGGCUUACUGGUAUUAUUACAACCAAAAGAACAGGAUCAUCUAUCAAGAAGAGCUACAUACAAAAGCAACUUCAAGCAUCAAAAGGAAAUCAAUCGAUCAAGCAAGAAGAAAGAGAAAUAGGAGAUACAGGAUUGAAGCCUUACAUUCAGUAUCUGAGUCAGAACAAAGGAUACUUGCUGUUUUCCAUAGCUGCUCUCAGUCAGGUUAUUCUUGUGAUUGGUCAGAUUUCACAGAGUUCUUGGAUGGCAGCUAAUGUCGACAAGCCUGAUGUCACUCCAUUGCGAUUAAUCGUUGUCUACUUGAUCAUCGGUGCUACAUCAUCCGUGUUUAUAUUUAUGAGAUCUCUCUCUACAGUCAUGUUGGGUCUUCAAUCAUCAACGUCUCUAUUUUCUCAGCUACUACAUUCCCUUUUCCGUUCACCUAUGUCCUUCUAUGACUCCACGCCACUAGGAAGAAUACUUAGUCGGGUAUCAUCAGAUCUGAGUAUUGUUGAUCUUGAUGUCCCAUUUGGUUUAGUCUUUGUUGUGGCAACGGCAACAAUUGCUUAUUCUAAUCUUGGAAUACUGGCUGUUGUUGCCUGGCAAGUGCUGUUUGUCUCCAUACCAAUGAUUUAUCUGGCAAUUCGUCUGCAGAGAUACUAUUUUGCCUCUGCGAAAGAGUUGAUGCGGAUCAAUGGUACAACCAAAUCUUUGGUGGCGAACCAUCUAGCUGAAUCUGUAGCAGGGGCUAUGACAAUUCGCUCUUUUGAGGAGGAAGAGCGAUUCUUUGCUGAAUAUCUUGACCUCGUCGACACAAAUGCUAGCCCUUUCUUUCACAACUUUGCAGCAAACGAAUGGCUGAUUCAACGGUUGGAAGCACUUAGUGCAAUCGUUCUUGCCUCUGCAACACUCUGCAUGGUUUCGCUUCCUCCUGGAACUUUUAGCCCAGGAUUGGUUGGAAUGGCACUUUCCUAUGGUCUUUCCUUAAACGUGUUUUUGGUUUCCUCAAUUCAAACUCAGUGCACCAUAGCGAAUUACAUCAUUUCUGUCGAAAGGCUUAAUCAAUACAUGCAUAUCCCAAGUGAAGCCCCUGAGGUGAUAGAAGAUAACCGUUCCCCGCCCUAUUGGCCAACAGUGGGUAAAGUGGAGAUCUGUGAUUUACAGAUAAGAUAUAGGUCUGAUGCACCACUAGUUCUUCGAGGAAUCAGUUGCACUUUUCAGGGAGGGCACAAGAUUGGCAUUGUUGGCCGUACUGGCAGUGGAAAGACUACUCUUAUUGGAGCUAUAUUCCGUCUAGUGGAGCCAACCGGAGGAAAGAUUAUUGUAGAUGGCAUGGAUAUCUCAAAAAUUGGGCUGCAUGAUCUGAGGUCACGAUUCGGAAUAAUUCCUCAAGAUCCAACUCUCUUUAGUGGAACUGUGAGAUACAAUUUGGACCCCUUGUCUCAGCACACUGAUCAGGAGAUAUGGGAGGUUCUUGGGAAGUGCCAGCUUCGAGAGGCUGUCCAGGAGAAAGACAAUGGUCUAGACUCCAUGGUUAUGGAAGACGGAGCGAAUUGGAGCAUGGGGCAGAGACAAUUAUUUUGCUUGGGGCGUGCACUUCUAAGGAGAAGUCGAGUAUUGGUGCUUGAUGAAGCAACUGCAUCAAUUGACAAUGCAACCGACUUGAUCUUACAGAAAACUAUCCGGUCUGAGUUUGCCACUUGCACUGUGAUCACAGUAGCUCACAGGAUACCAACAGUUAUGGAUUGCACCAUGGUUCUCACUAUCAGUGAUGGAGAACUAGUAGAGUAUGAUGAGCCGACGAGGUUAAUGAAUAACAAAGGUUCAAUGUUUGGGCAGCUGGUGAAGGAAUACUGGUCUCAUUAUCACUCUGCAGAAUCACAUUGAAACUGACAGGUGAGAUAGAAUGCUCCAACACACCAAGGUCCGAAGCUUCACGAUUCUCCACCAAGGUCUGCUUUUGCUCUAUUAAGCUCGAAAUACGCUCAAUUCCAUGCAUACGCCUGCAACACUUGGACAUAACAAAUAAGGGCCAAAACGAGAUGAAAUUCAACACUAAACAUAUGAAUAACCGUAUAAAAAGUCCUCGGAAAUAGGAAUAAUUCUACUUCUAUCACUUUACAGGAAUUAUACUUGUCAUAUGUCUGUCCUGGUGAUAAUACAAAUAACAUAGAUUAAUUUCGACAAUAUUUUUAAUCCGAACUUUGUUAUAGCUAUUCCAAAUUGAUGGCAUUACACA